AUGUCGUUCAACCCGGGAAACUUGGAGGAGUUCUUGCGUGGCAUGCUAAUCAGCGACGGCAAGAAAACCGACAGCGUUUUCAGUUUUCACUCCGUGGAAGCAGCCAAGCUAUUACUAACACCCGAAGAUGCCCCAGCCUUUCCACCUGACCCAGUUCCGACUCUUCCCAAAAGAUUCAAUGGGAGUGGCAUGCUAUCGAGAAAGCUCAUGAAAGUCCACAACUCUCAAUUUAAUGAAGAAACCAAGCCACCACCGCCACCCAAAACCGCGCCUGCACCUUUCCGCAGACCAGUUCCAACUCCUUCGGCCAAGCAGCGCGUCGUUCGUUGCAUCUGGCCCCGAGAUCCCAAUGGACCUGUGAUGGCCGACCUACCUAGCGGCAAGGUCGCUGAGAACAAUCAGCGAGUCUGGGGCGCCACACUUGAUGAUUUCUAUUACGUACGGCCUUUUCCUAAAGCUUCAAGCGUUACAACUAGGAUGUGCGGGAGCAGGCUGGCGGCGUGGAUGAAGGAGAUUGGGGAGGUUGAGCAUGCGAAGGAGGAGAUCAAGCGGGCCGAAGCGGAGGAACAUCCUCGAGAGGUUUUUCCGUGCGACAUCGGUAGACUUCUCGAUGACAAGGACUCCGGUAUCCCGACUUGGAGACCAUUAGAGCAACUCGUAGUGGCCUACAUGGAGAAUGACGAAGAGAAUGUUGCUCCGACGAGGCCUCAGAAUCAUCCGGACAAAACAGUUUACGUGUUUCAGCAGCGAAUACCCUAUCAUCUUUUACCGGAAAAGCUUGUCGUCCACGAUGACGGUGGUACUCUUCGUGCGUUGAACAACGAUUAUCCCAGGCCACCAAAGAAAAGUCACGUUUACCGACUCUAUGUCUCUUCCCACGUCAAGCAAGAUAUCGUUCGGCAGCGCGCGGCUGUUCAGAAAGAGCACGUUGCCGCCCAUUCUAAAGGCGGAAUGCUCUUCGUCCCCUCUUCUCUUGAAACCCCCAUCGUCUCCCCAUCUUGCUGCACAUGCCCAGGCUCUGGGGCGAUCUUCGCCAAAUUUUCCAAAAAGCCAGCACUACCACUUUCCACCCCGGAAGCGCACCUGUACCUUUCACCCGAGCGCAUCGUUGGACGAGGGCAUCACUCCGUCGUGUACAGUGCCGAGUGGGAAGUCCCUCGUACAUGGCUACCCAGCUUCCAGCCAAGGGUUUGUGAGCAAUGCGCCUGCCGUGUGUUGCUGGAGAAGUUCAAGAAGGAUAUGCCUGAAGUAGAAGUGGACGAGACACAAUAUAUCGGGAACCAAAUAUCCAUCUUCGUCAUGGAGGCAGCCAGACGGUCGGGUGGAGUAGGUUCCAGAUGCGAGUCAGAUGUCGGCAAGAUAGAGACGGGAUGCGAAGGGCCGGUGCGGGAGAUUGACAUCGACGUACGGUGGCAGGGUCCUGGGACGUAUUGCGAGCACGAAAGACGCCGAAGCAACAAGACGACGUUCCGGACGCUUGUCACAGCGAAGCUCUCCUUCGAAUGCGAUGAACAUCUCGAACAAGAGGCGAAGAAUUAUCAGCAGUUCCCAGCGCAUUUCUUCCAGCAUUGGAGCGGAUACAACAUCGUGGCGCCGUUGCACGAUCCGACUCCCAUCGGGGCGGUUGUUCCCCAGUUCUAUGGGUAUUACGUGCCGGAGAGGGUUUAUGAUGAUGAUGGGGGAUACCUCAGUCCGAUCUUGCUAUUGGAAGAUUGCGGGACGCCUAUCGAUAUUGAUACCUUGGACAUUGAUGAUAGGCAGGAAUGCGCCUCCUUGCUCUUUCGUUUCCACCACGAAGGGUGGUUGCAUGGGUCGGUGUUUCCAAGAAAUAUCGUGGUGCAGCAUGGAGACGUCGAGGAUUGGCCGGAGUGUAGGAGACAUUCGGAUCGGAGGUUCAGGUUGAUUGACUUUGGGCGGUCAGAGAAGGGGGAUACGGUGACGGAGUCGUGGAAGGCGCAGCAAUUGUUGAAGGUGGGGAACUGUGAACGCAUUUAGAAAUGAGUACCUUUGCUAUUGAUUUCGUCAGCGCGGAAUGAUGGACAUAUUUGGCAACGACGACAUUCAUCGCCGCUCAGUAGACGGAUAUUUCAAGUGUCUGUCAUCAUUUGUUGUACGACCUUCGGCAAGCGAUUUGAGGCCUGAGAAUUCUGAGUCCAAGGUUAACUCGUACUGGCGCCGAGAGUAACUGUUGGUAAGACAUACGUAUGGGUCCCAGCCUCCCGUUGUUGAGGCUCAAUAUACAAAGUUCGAAUAAGCACGAUUAAACAGAGAUUUAUAGCAGUUAAUGUAGACCUCAGAGCGUGGGAGUCGGUGUGAGAUACUUGGGG
Guyanagaster necrorhizus is the source of this 2327-nucleotide messenger RNA. RefSeq lists its product as uncharacterized. Bases 1 to 1995 code for a protein of 664 amino acids. NCBI's taxonomy places the organism in Eukaryota, Fungi, Basidiomycota, Agaricomycetes, Agaricales, Physalacriaceae. The transcript has 5 exons. The record is from RefSeq and is a predicted model, not a curated record.